AUGCCACAGGCAACUCUCCGCACCGAACGCCUCGAGCUGUUGCCACUCGCGCCUAGCCACGGGGACUACAUCUACCAGCUAGACUCGGACCCUGAAGUCAUGCGAUACAUUGGCUACGGCAAGCCACUGAGCGCCAGCGACUCGGCCAUUGUCCACAAGCUGCUCCUCGAGACUGCCUCCCUGGGCACAGGUCUGGGCUGCUGGGCCGGGUUCGCCGGUGAUGAGUUUGUCGGCUGGUGGAUUCUUGCCCCUAGCCAGAGCACCAGCCGGCGCAGCAGCAACAGUAGCACCAACAGCAGCGAGACGGAAGAGGAUGAGGCCUCGACUCCUCAAGUGGAUGUCAAGAGGGUCGAGUUUGGCCUGCGGCUCCUACCCAAGUUCUGGGGCCAAGGGUUUGCCAAGGAGGGCUCCCGCGCCGUGGUCAAGCACGGUCUGGAAGAGCUAGGCGCCGAUGAGGUUUUCGGCGAGACCAUGGCUGUCAACGCUGGUUCGCGGGCCAUCAUGUCCAAGAUCGGGCUGAAGCACGUUCGGACGUUCCACAACCAGUACGACAGCCCUCCGCCGGGGAUCGAGGAGGGAGAGGUGGAAUACAGCAUCACCAGGGACGAGUGGGCGGCGCUGGACCCAAGCCGGAAAUGA
Fusarium keratoplasticum is the source of this 639-nucleotide messenger RNA. Its product is annotated as N-acetyltransferase domain-containing protein. The record is from RefSeq and is a predicted model, not a curated record. Lineage: Eukaryota; Fungi; Ascomycota; Sordariomycetes; Hypocreales; Nectriaceae. The coding region runs from base 1 to 639 and encodes 212 amino acids. The transcript has a single exon. Gene Ontology annotation, molecular function: acyltransferase activity, transferring groups other than amino-acyl groups.